Messenger RNA from Pectinophora gossypiella (pink bollworm), 1921 nucleotides. Its product is annotated as SET domain-containing protein SmydA-8-like. The record is from RefSeq and is a predicted model, not a curated record. Gene Ontology annotation, molecular function: protein binding. The coding region runs from base 73 to 1713 and encodes 546 amino acids. The transcript is spliced from 3 exons. NCBI's taxonomy places the organism in Eukaryota, Metazoa, Arthropoda, Insecta, Lepidoptera, Gelechiidae.
UAUUUACAACGAGUAUCUUGCGAGAUCGCACCCGCGCCGGGCGUCUGCGCAACCCAAACCUCAACCGCAAAAAUGGACAAGAAACGUGAAAUACCCCUUUGCGAAGUGUGUCAUCAACCAGCGAACCAAACUUGCGGGGGCUGCAAACUAGUAUACUACUGCUCAAAGGCCCAUCAGAAACUUGGAUGGCGAGAAGGCCACAAGUUCAAAUGCUGCGCCUUCAAGAUCCAAUACUCCGACACCCUUGGCCGCCACAUGGUCGCGACCCGAGACAUCAAGCAAGGUGAAAUGAUAUUGAAAGAGAAACCGGCUGCAAUUGGGCCGAAAAUGACGUGCCCGGCGAGUUGCCUAUCUUGUGGGAAGAAGCUAGAACCUAUCAAGUUUGGCGAUGUCUACGACUUCUAUAAAUGUACUUCGUGUAACUGGCCCAUGUGCGGACCUCAUUGCGAAAAGGCUGACGUACAUAAAGGUGAAUGCAAAAUCAUGACAGAUAGAAAAUAUAGAUGCAACAUCAAGUAUGAAAGCCCAGAUAAACCUGAAGCGGCAUACUGUGUUAUAGCUCCUUUAAGAGUCUUACUCAUGAAAGAAAGUAAUCCUCUUCAAUAUGAAAACAUUAUGAAUUUGGAGUCUCAUUUGGAUGACAGAAUAAAUACACCUCUAUACGUUGUACUGAAAGCGAAUCUCGUAACUUUUGUUAUUCAAGUCCUUGGCCUGGCAUGUGAUGAGGAGACUAUUUUGAAAGUGGCAUCGAUAUUUGACACCAACUCCUUUGACGUCAGGUCUCCAGAUACAACGAAAAGGUUGCGUGCUAUUUAUGUGACUGCAUCUAUGAUGGACCAUAGUUGCAAGCCAAACACUAGGCAUAUUAUACUGGGCGAUGAUUAUAAUGUCGCUUUCAUUGCAACCGUGCCAAUUGCUAAAGGUGAACUUAUUACUACAACGUAUACUCAAUCACUUUGGGGCACUUUAGAUCGUAGGAAACAUUUGAGGACAACCAAAUGUUUUGACUGUGAAUGUGACAGAUGUAAGGACCCCACUGAACUUGGAACUCACUUAGGAAACAUAUACUGUUCACUAUGUAACGGCGCGUCUGGUAUGACAGGGGCUAUGCUCAUGUCAUCAGAUCCUUUAGACGAAACAGCAAUAUGGAAAUGUGAAAAAUGUGAACACUACAUACAAAGUAGGCAGAUGUUUUGGGGUAACAAUGCUUUGAAACAAGAUCUGAAUAAAAUUGACAAGACUAGUCCAAGAGGAUUUGAAGAGUUCAUUCAGAAGUACAGUCAGACGCUACACCCUAAUAACCAUUUAGUGGUACAAGCUAAAUUAGCGUUGAUACAGAUUUAUGGAAAUUACAAAGGAUAUACUUUAUCAGACUUGUCAGAGGGGCUCCUUAAACGCAAAAUAGACUUGUGCCAUGAGAUGUUGGAGCUAGCAGAUAAACUGGAACCAGGGUUCACAAGGUUCAGAGGAACCCUACUGCUGGACCUUCAAGCUGCAAUGACGAUUCAAACUAAGAGGGAAUUUGAGGCUGAAAAGAUUACGAAAGCUGGUGCUCAGGACCAACUGAUGCAAAGCAUGGCUUUGUUGCAAGAGGCGACAAAUAUACUCCGAGUAGAACCGCACAUGAGAGAUUCACUGGAAGCUAAGAUUAUGGAGCUAUCCAGGGAGCUGGAUCUUACAAGUGAUGACUCUGAAACUUUAUCAAUUGAUUGAUAUUGAAAUAAAAAACUGGAAGACAAGGUGGUGAAUUUCAUAAACUGUGAACAAUAACGUAAAAAUCUCAUUAUAAAGGGCGUCGCUGAUAAUGGAAAUAAAAUACAUUUUGUUAUGUAUACUAUGAUCAUAGUUGAUAAAAGACAACAUAAUAUAAUUACUGUUAAGAAAAUGAUUGAUGAAUGAAAUAAAAGUGUGUAUGCAAAUA